AUGGUGGAGCAGAGCCCUUUUGCAUCCUCCACUGAGGCAACGUCCUCGAUGUGGGAAGGCAACGGCACAGCGUCCCCGUCAGAGGCCGGCAAGAGAGCUGAAAUCGUACCACAGAGCAUCAUGGGGGCUGAACUAGCUUCCAGGAGGUCUCAUUCCACACCAGACAUGGCAAUCUUUCAAGCGCGGGGCGACCAUGCUGGGGAGUCUGCGCCUUCCUUCAGCUUCCAUGGUGGUUCCCUUAGAAGUGACCAGGGGCAGUCCAUAGCACCUAGGCGCAGUGUCAGCAUGCCGGAUGGGCAGAGCCCGAGGCUGUUGACCGAUGCUGAGCUCAUUGUGCUGGCUGAUCGCAUGCAGCAUGGUCUGAAAGUCCGGGACAGGGUGCACCAUUUCAAAAAGUACCCCUGCUGCUUCACUGGCGCUGACGCUGUGAAGUGGUUCAUCCGCAGCGGCAAUGCAGGCAGUGAAGGUGAGGCAGUGCUGCUGGGAAAUGACAUGUUGCGUGCCGGCCUACUCCAUCAUGUGAAGUACAAGCGUCCUUUUGAAAAGAACGGCAACCUGUACAGGUUUCUGGAUGUGCCCAGUGGCGCUUCAGACAUCACAGAUGACUCACACACAGAUGGUUCAACCCUCUCACACCCGGAAGCCCAAGACUUCACCAGGCGGGGAGUUGGCACGCUGGGCCAGGGGGCGGCGCUGCGAGGAACCCAGCACGAGCCUUGGUCCACCGCUGCCGAGCUUGCGCACCUGCAGCGGAGGGUGUCUGAGCUGGCAGCUGAGCUGGAGGAGCACAAGGAGCUGAGCAAUGUGAUGCUGGACUCGAUGACGCUGCAGCUGAAGAACGAGCAGCAGCUGUUCGCCCUGCAGCAGCACAGGCUGGAGAGGGCGAUAAGGAGGGGCACAUGGAUCGCAAUCCAGCUGCAGGUGGUGUGGGUGGCCCUAGUGGCACUGCUCUCCUGGCUGGCUCAGCGCCACCUGUCACAGCAGCAGCCCUCCUUCCUGGGCGGCCUGGCACAGGCUGCAGUCCCCGUGCUGGCUGCCAUAUCCACCCUGGCUGUGCUGGGGUGCCGGCCGUGGCUGCUGGCGCCACCAACGAAGCUGCCGAAAACCGAGGCGGCGCCGGCGCCGGCGCCGGGGGAAGCUGAGGCGCAGCUGGAGGUGCCGGAUGGGGAAGCUGAAGGGAAGAUGCAGGAAGGAGCAGAGGUGGACGUCACGGCUGAUGCUGCAUCGGGAAGCUUGGAGGAGCGGAGAGUGCAGCUGUCUGCGCUUAACAAGGAUGAUUUGGAGGGGUUGGAGCGGCCGCCGUCCGACGAGGACUUUGCAGGAUGGCCGGACGCGCCUUUGCUGAUGAGAGCUGCGCCGCUGCCCUACCAGCAGCUGGAGAGUGGAAUCGACCCCUGCGCAAUUCGUGUCAACGAUGGCAGGAGGAUUGAGUUUGAGACAGAGCUCUUCAAGGGCUGUGCGGUCGUGUGGGCUCGCGGGCUCAGCUCAGCCCCAGAGGGGCUGUUUGCUGGGGAGAGGCGCAAGACAAGCAUCACCUUCCAGGGGCGCUUCAAGAGGGCUCUGGCAGUGGAGGAUGUGGUGACUGGACAGGAAUUCGUUCGGCGCCCCAAAAACCUUCCUGCCAUGUGGCUGGUUGAGAAAGUCCUCAUCAAGCUGGCGAAGAAGAUCAGUCCCAGCAUGGACAUAGGGCCCCUGUCUGCGCCGUACCUGUUGGCGCCUGUUUUGGCGAUGGCCCAGCUUGUGAAUGUCAGCGAGCCGGGGCAGCAGCCGGACCUAUCCCAGCCCAUUCCUGAGGACAUGCGCUUGUUCGACCCCAGCCUCAUAGAUAGCCAUGGGGGCCCAAUGGAUGCGCUGAAGCGCAAGAAGCACUUUUGGGAUCCGAGGCACCGGGCAGGUCAUGAUUUCACACCGGAGCAUGUCUGGACGUUCCAGCUGUACCAGCACUUUGUGGAUUUGGGCUCGUAUGAGCUCAACAUCUUAUAUGGCUUUGACCUCGGACGCCACCUGGACGGCCAGCCGCUGCAGUUUAUGCUCAAGGACAGGGACAGUGGACAGUAUCUGUGCAAUUUCCAUGCCUGGCACGAGAAGCUGUUGCCUGCUGCUCGAGCUGCGCAUGAGAGCUCCGACAAAAUGACAGCACAGCCCUGCAGUGACUAA
Coccomyxa subellipsoidea C-169 is the source of this 2157-nucleotide messenger RNA. RefSeq lists its product as hypothetical. Lineage: Eukaryota; Viridiplantae; Chlorophyta; Trebouxiophyceae; Coccomyxaceae. The transcript is spliced from 14 exons. The record is from RefSeq and is a predicted model, not a curated record. Bases 1 to 2157 code for a protein of 718 amino acids. Gene Ontology annotation, biological process: intracellular signal transduction.